Molecule: messenger RNA, 894 nt
Organism: Rotaria sordida
Lineage: Eukaryota; Metazoa; Rotifera; Eurotatoria; Philodinida; Philodinidae
Source: the annotation of a GenBank genome assembly
AUGUCUAAAAUGACUAAUAUAUAUUGGUUGGUAGUUGAUAAUGAUCUACCUAAUUUAAAAUGUUUCUCAUUAACGUGUUAUCGUAGUUUCCAAGGAUUUGACAAUGUAAUUGUACGUCUUCUUCAUCGAAUGAUAUAUCUCGAAGAAUUAACUUUAUAUCUUCAUAUCUUUGGUGGAUCUAAAUUCAUCGCUGGCACUCAUCUUGAUAAUGAAAUUCUUAUUCAUAUGCCACAACUUCAUACAUUCAUAUUUUAUAUCGCUUCUGAAAAUGUCAUUGCUGAUCCAACUAUUCGUGUAUCUAAUGAUGAUAUUCAACGAACGUUCACAAAUAUAGAACAUCGACAAGUGGCUUGUAUGGUAGAUUAUUUCAAGCCUGACACAAUGAUAUGUCGCAUUUUUUCACUUCCAUUUAAAUUUCAUCGUCUUGAACACAUUACAAAUAACAUUCCAAAUAUUAUAUUUAAUUCUGUUACUUAUUUAAAAUUAUGGGACACAGAUCCAUUCAAAUAUAAAUUUUUCGUUCGACUUGCUCGAGCUUUUCCAUUUCUUAAAAAUUUAUCUAUUCGGAAUAUUGUACGACCAUUUUUGUUCGAUCAAAAUAAUCACCUUCGCGAUAAAGACUGGCUCUCAAUUAUUGAAUAUCCUCAUCUUAUUUCACUUGACAUGGAACGUGCACAUAGUUAUUAUGUCGAAGAUUUUCUCAAUGAAACAAAAGCAUAUUUACCUCAUUUAACAGAAUUAAAAGUCCUUUAUUACAGUUUGCAAAUUGUGACAAAAUAUUUUACAAGAAAUGAAACACGGCGUAAUUGUGCUAGAGUGAGACAACUAAUUGUUGAAAAUCCAAUAGCUUAUCCAAAAGAUGUCUAUUGCUAUUUUCCUUCAUUGUCAGUUUAA